Euleptes europaea (tarantolino) is the source of this 1911-nucleotide messenger RNA. Its product is annotated as synaptotagmin-15-like. Bases 1 to 1911 code for a protein of 636 amino acids. The transcript is spliced from 9 exons. Gene Ontology annotation, cellular component: synapse; axon. The record is from RefSeq and is a predicted model, not a curated record. Gene Ontology annotation, molecular function: clathrin binding; SNARE binding; calcium-dependent phospholipid binding. NCBI's taxonomy places the organism in Eukaryota, Metazoa, Chordata, Lepidosauria, Squamata, Sphaerodactylidae. Gene Ontology annotation, biological process: regulation of calcium ion-dependent exocytosis; regulation of dopamine secretion; cellular response to calcium ion.
AUGCCCCUGAAAGGACUUUUUGCUGUGGACACCCUCGUGCCUGCAGUGCCAGGAUCGCAUGGAGAGUCGCCCGACCUGGCAUCACACCUGAGAAGCAGCAAAGGGGAAGCAGGACUUUUUGCUGUGGGCAUCCUCAUGCCUGCAGUGCCAGGAUUGCAUGGAGAGUCGCCCGACCUGGCAUCUCACCCCAGAAGCAGCAGAGGGGAAGCAGGACUUUUUGCUGUGGACACCCUCAUGCCUGCAGUGCCAGGAUUGCAUGGAGAGUCGCCCGACCUGGCAUCACACCCGAGAAGCAGCAGCGGGGAAGCAGGAUUUCAUCUGGCGAGCCUUCUUCUCGCCGGUUCUUUCGAGGUGAAGACGGCGGGAAGUAUUUCUUGCUUACGUCUUGCUUACCAGUUCAACGUUUGCUUGCCAGUUCAACGGCUUGCUGCGAACACCCUGCGCCAAUUGCUGGCAUGCCUUUCCAACUCGAUGCGCUAUUGUCGUUUUCAAACAAGCAGGUCGACGCGGAAAGCGAUGCGCAAGCAGGUAAACAUGCAGGUAUUCCUGGGAGCAGGGCUCGCCAUCCUGUGCUUCUGCCUCCUCCUUGGCUGCGCGAUCUGCUGGCACUGGCAGAAGAAGCAGAAAGACAAGAGCGAAGCGUGGCCGCCGGACUGCACCCUGGUGGAUCUGGGGCCGGCCCUGCCUUCCCGAGUGACAAUCCAGCAGCAGUACACGGAGAUAGAAGGAGAGGUUCUGGAGCGUCCAUCUCCCACGGUUGCUGAUGCGCCGGGGGUAUCCGGCCACGGCAGCCCACCCAAGAGCCUCCGCCGUGGCCGCGCUUCUUUACCCAGCAUCCCCUUUCCAUCAAAGCUGAGCCUGCCGGGCAAGCCCACGCUGCACCUGGAACGGCGUUGCACCAUCUCCGUGAGUAGCGCGCUAGGGGACAAGAGCAGCCUCCUCUCCAGUCCCGUCCAGGGUGCCGACAUCUCGCAGUUGUACGCCACGCCACGGAACCUGUCCGGCGCUGGUCCGAAGCCACGGCCGUGUCUCCACUUCACUUUGUUUUACUCGGAGCCUGAGGCCACGCUGAUUGUGACGGUGAUCGGCGUCUCCCACCUGCCCAAGGGCUUCCGAGCCAGCCGUGAUUCCUACGUCAAGGUCUGCUUGCUUCCGAAGUCUGCCGAGCCCCAGCGCACUGCCGUGCACAAGAAGAGCCUGAAUCCCGAGUUCCGCGAGCAAUUCCAUUUCGGCCACUACGGUCCGGAGGAAUUGCGGGGUCUGACCCUGCGCUUUGCCGUCUACGCAAAGGGGUUCCACAACCUGAAGGAUUUCUUCAUUGGGGAGGUGAUGUUCCCGUGCACGCAAGCAACCUGGGAACAAGGCGUAUCCUCCGCCUACACCCAGGAACUGUCGACAACCAAAACCAAACUUAAAAAGUGUCUCAGUUCCCAGGACAUGAUCUCUUCGCUUUCCCAGCCCAAGUCCGCUGGGCAGCUGUUCCUCCUCCUGCAGUACCAGGCGCUUGCCAGUCGCAUCAAAGUCCUGGUGCGCAAGGCCGAGAAUCUGGGCCGGCUCACCCGCAUCCCGGGGACGCCAGACCACUAUGUCAUGAUCCGCCUGCACCACAACGGAAAGGUCGUAGAUACAAAAGAGACCAAGUCCAUUGCCGGCUGCAAUCCCGUUUGGAACACCCCGUUCCUCUUCAGCGUUCCCGCGGGAGACAUUCUAGAGCAGGCGCUGUCCCUGGAGUUCACGGUCAUGCAGGCUCGCCUCUACACUCGCAGCUGCCCCGUGGGCCGAGUGCUGAUCGGACCAGACGCUCCGGAGAUGGGGCAGACCCACUGGAAGGAGAUGUGCAGCCGAGGGAACGUGGAGUCCGCUCGCUGGCAUUCGGUUCAGCCCGAAAGAGUUCCUCUCUGCCCUCGAUGA